AUGGCAGACCGAUCAGAAAAGCAAGCCGCCGCCCAACAAGCGGUCGACAUUCUCCACGAGAUAUCCACUCUUUUGAACUGCCACCUCGACCGCCGAACCCUCUCCAUAUGCAUCUCCAUGAUCGAAAACGGGGUCAACCCCGAGGCGCUGGCUGCAAGUCUUUUCACCUCUUACCCCUCCAAACUCACAUACACGAAUACUGACAAACCAAGAACAGGAGGUAGUCAAGGAACUCAGAACAGAAGGCCAAAACGUGCGAUUAGAGGCUGCUGCUCCUGCUGGGGCGAGCCGGAGGAGAUGACCGAGCUUCCUGAGGGAGGGCUGUGUGUCGAGAUAUCAAAAUAA
Molecule: messenger RNA, 345 nt
Organism: Podospora anserina S mat+
Lineage: Eukaryota; Fungi; Ascomycota; Sordariomycetes; Sordariales; Podosporaceae
Exons: 2
Coding region: 1-345 (114 amino acids)
Biological process (GO): mitotic spindle assembly; gamma-tubulin complex localization; microtubule nucleation by interphase microtubule organizing center
Cellular component (GO): interphase microtubule organizing center; gamma-tubulin ring complex; spindle
Source: RefSeq, a predicted model, not a curated record